Molecule: messenger RNA, 1226 nt
Organism: Daphnia pulex (common water flea)
Lineage: Eukaryota; Metazoa; Arthropoda; Branchiopoda; Diplostraca; Daphniidae
Product: persulfide dioxygenase ETHE1, mitochondrial-like
Exons: 7
Coding region: 144-1052 (302 amino acids)
Biological process (GO): hydrogen sulfide metabolic process; glutathione metabolic process
Molecular function (GO): sulfur dioxygenase activity
Source: RefSeq, a predicted model, not a curated record
UCCUCGGUCGGUGUCUCAUUCGAAGGACAAAGAAGAGGGCGAGUAGGUACUGUUAUAAAGCUCACGCGGUCACAAGCAUUUCGCGAUCGUUGCAGUGCAGUUGUGUAUUGUAAGGAUAAAAGAAUAAUCAAAGUAUAUUCAAUAUGUCUGUGUUUUUAGUUGGAAGAUUUUGUAGACAGAUUGUUACUCACAAUUCUCAGAUAAGAAACCCUUUUGUUUUGUCCCUAGCUCAGUCUUUUCACCUGUAUCCUGGUAGACCUUCCUGUGUUAACCCACUUGCUAACAGCAUGAUUCAGCAAAUUUCAGUGUCUGAAGAUUUCUUCUUCAAACAGUUGUUUGACAGAGUGAGCUGCACCUAUUCAUAUUUACUGGCUGAUGUUAAAUCAAAAGAAGCUGUUUUAAUAGAUCCAGUGAUUGAUUUGGCUGAAAGAGAUGCAAAGGUAGUUGAUAACUUGGGGUUGAAGCUGAAAUAUUCAGUUAACACCCAUAUGCAUGCAGAUCACAUUACUGGUUCAGGUGUAUUGAAAAAGCUUUUGGUUGGCUCCCAAAGUGUGAUCAGCAAGGCAAGCCAAGCUAUGGCUGAUAAAUAUGUUGAGCAUGGGGACAUUAUAGAAUUUGGCCCUCAUAAAUUGGAAGUAAGAUCUACUCCAGGACAUACAAAUGGUUGUGUUACAUAUGUGUGCCAUGCGCAAGGAAUGGCUUUCACUGGUGACGCUUUACUUAUUCGAGGUUGCGGCCGCACUGAUUUUCAAGAGGGGAGUUCAGAAACUUUAUACGAAUCCGUACACAAUCAGAUCUUUUCCUUACCCGAAAAUUUUCGAUUGUUUCCAGGGCAUGAUUACAAUGGCAUUUUGGACACGACCGUGUCGGAGGAAAAGAAGUUCAACCCGAGGCUCACAAAAAGCAAAGGGGAGUUCGUUGAAUUAAUGAAGAAUUUAAAUCUCCCUUACCCAGCACAGAUAGAUAAAGCGUUACCUGCAAACAAAGUUUGUGGACUAUACAACUUGCCUACCGAAAUGGAAGAAAAAUUUAAAUCAGUUUUGAAUGUUUAAAUUUUGCUUACUGUAGAGAAUAAGCCUCUAUAUAAUCUUAUUCCAAACAUUUAUAGCUUUACCUCAUAUUCCUUAUAUUUAGCGAUUCAUUGGUGGAAGAAGCAAUGAUGAAUUAUCAUCUUGUCAUACUGCAAUACAUAAUUUAAAUGGCACAAAAUAAAACAAUUUCAUUGA